CUCCUGGAGGAGCUGGCCAGCACUCCCCCCAGGAAGAGCGCCAGGCUGCUGUCCCACGUGCACGGCGAGAGCUUGAUCCCCAGGAAAUUCAGGGAGGUGGCCACGGCUUCCCCUACCUCAAGGCAGAGAUUGAAGCAGUUCUACUCCAUCCGCCGGCAGCCCCUGAUGACGCCCGGGGUGACGGGGCUGAGGAACCUGGGCAACACUUGCUACAUGAACUCCAUCCUGCAGGUGCUCAGCCACCUCCAGAAGUUCAGAGAAUGUUUCUUGACUCUUGAUCUCUGUGAAACAGAAGAACUUUUAGCUAAAACUGUGAACGGGAGGGCCAGGAUGCCAGGCAGGCUGGCAAACGGAGCCGCUGCCAGCGAGCCGGGGAAGCCUGACAAGGUUCAGAGCUCCCCGGGCUCCAUGAACGGCGGCUCCUCCAUCAGCCGCAGCUUGGAGCUGAUCCAGCCCAAGGAGCCCAGCUCCAAGCACAUCUCCCUGUGCCACGAGCUGCACACGCUGUUCAGGGUGAUGUGGUCUGGCAAGUGGGCCCUGGUGUCGCCCUUCGCCAUGCUGCACUCCGUGUGGAGCCUGAUCCCCGCCUUCCGCGGCUACGACCAGCAGGACGCGCAGGAGUUCCUGUGCGAGCUCCUGGACAAGGUGCAGCAGGAGCUCGAGUCCGAGGGCAGCAGGCGCAGGAUCCUCAUCCCCUUCUCGCAGAGGAAGCUCACCAAGCAGGUCCUCAAGGUGGUCAACACCAUCUUCCACGGGCAGCUGCUCAGCCAGGUCACCUGCAGGACGUGCAACUACAAAUCCAACACGGUGGAGCCCUUCUGGGACCUGUCCCUGGAGUUCCCCGAGCGCUACCACGCCCUGGCCAGGGGGCUGCUGCCCGAGGCAAAAGGCGAAAAUCUUCUCCCAAACCUCUUGUUCUGAGUGAAGCUAAAAAGCAGUUGCUGAUCUACAGACUACCUCAGGUCCUCCGGCUGCACCUUAAACGCUUCAG
Messenger RNA from Zonotrichia albicollis (white-throated sparrow), 991 nucleotides. The record is from RefSeq and is a predicted model, not a curated record. Lineage: Eukaryota; Metazoa; Chordata; Aves; Passeriformes; Passerellidae.